CCAUAAUACCCCUCACUUUGAAAGGUCAUCCCUUUCCUUUUCUAUUCUACAACGUCACCUACCUGAAAAACCAAAUACAGAAAUUAAUCCCAUCUUUGACUAGGUCACCCUCUUAAUCUUAAAUCCAAUUAGGUUUGUUCAUCUCCCUAAUCACAAUAAUAAUCUAAUCUAACCUAAUCCAAUCAUAUCUGAUAAACAAGAGAAGGAAGAAUAUGUAUGUGAAAACUGAAACAACCAUAGAUGUGAACCGCAACACGGAAUGGUUCACAUACCCCGGAGUUUGGACUACUUAUAUUCUCAUCGUUUUCAUUUCUUGGCUUAUUUUUCUAUCUGUCUUUGGUUGCUCUGCUGGUAUGGCGUGGACCAUUGUUCAUCUCGCUCAUUUUGCUAUUACUUAUCAAUUCUUUCACUGGAAGAAGGGGACUCCAUUUGCUGAUGACCAGGGAAUCUACAACGGUCUGACUUGGUGGGAGCAGAUAGAAAAUGGCAAACAAUUGACACGGAAUAGGAAAUUUUUGACUGUGGUACCUGUAGUUUUGUAUCUGAUAGCUUCACAUACGACAGACUAUCAAAAUCCAAUGCUGUUCUUCAACACAUUAGCAGUAUUUGUAUUGGUGGUGGCAAAGUUCCCACACAUGCACAAGGUUCGCAUAUUCGGAAUUAAUGGUGGUCACAACUAGAAAACUGAAUGUUUAAAUUUCUGCUGUCAACUUUUCGGCAUGCUGAUAUGCCUGGUAUUGUCCCUGUACAGAUACUAAAACUGUCAAGGGUUAGCAUUAUUUUCUUUGUUGUGAAGCAAAUAUGUAUACGUCCCUUGAUUACAUCCUGGGUUUAAAGAAAAAGCACUAAAUUUUGCUUGUAUUAUUCUGGCUAGAUGCUUACAAUAUCAUAUCAUUCUCCUUUGUUAAAUAAA
Molecule: messenger RNA, 913 nt
Organism: Mercurialis annua (annual mercury)
Lineage: Eukaryota; Viridiplantae; Streptophyta; Magnoliopsida; Malpighiales; Euphorbiaceae
Exons: 3
Coding region: 213-680 (155 amino acids)
Biological process (GO): ceramide metabolic process; intracellular sphingolipid homeostasis; negative regulation of ceramide biosynthetic process
Cellular component (GO): endoplasmic reticulum membrane
Source: RefSeq, a predicted model, not a curated record